AUGAAGUUGGACACCAAAGCGAUGCGCCACCUCACGGCUGAGGAUUGGCGCGUCCUCGCAGCCGUAGAGACCGGCACCAAGACCCACGAGCUCGUGCCCACCACCAUCAUCGAGCGGCUCUCGCGCCUGCGCGGCGGCGUCUCGGGCGUCCACCGCUCCAUCAGCGCCCUGGCCAAGACGGGCCUGAUCGGGCGCAUCAAGGAGGCCAAGUACGACGGCUACCGGCUGACGUACGGCGGCAUGGACUACCUGGCCCUGCACACGUACGCGGCGCAGGACGCCGUCUACAGCGUGGGGAACCGCAUCGGCGUCGGCAAGGAGAGCGACAUCAUGGUGGUCGCCGACAACGCCGGCGUCCAGCGCGUGCUCAAGAUCCACCGCCUCGGCCGCAUCAGCUUCCGCACCGUCCGCGCCAACCGCGACUACCUGCGCAAGUCGCGCCAGGGCCAGGGCGGCACCUGGAUGUACCUGUCCCGCCUGGCCGCCAUGAAGGAGUACGCCUUCAUGAAGGCCCUGCGCGACGAGGGCUUCGUCGUCCCCGAGCCCAUCGCCCAGAACCGCCACACCAUCCUCAUGGCCCUCGUCGACGCCUUCCCCCUGCGCCAGAUCUCCGAGGUCGGCGACCCGGCCGCCCUCUACGCCGAGCUGAUCGGCAUCAUCCUCCGCCUGGCGAAGCACGGGCUCAUCCACGGCGACUUCAACGAGUUCAACAUCCUGCUCAAGGAGGAGCGCACCCCGGCCAACGAGGCCGAGGACGGCCCCGACGCCGAGGAGCAGAUCCGCGUGACGCCCGUCCUGAUCGACUUCCCCCAGAUGGUCUCCACCGAACACCCGAACGCCGAGUUCUACUUCGACCGCGACGUGGCCUGCAUCAAGCGCUUCUUUGAGCGGCGCUUCCACUUCGUCAGCACCGCCCCGGGCCCCUUUUUCAAGGACGCCAAGAAGACCGUGGGCGCCAACGGGGCCCGCCGUCUCGACGCCGCCGUCGAGGCCUCGGGCUUCACCAAGAAGAUGUUGAAGGACCUCGAGGCUGCCAUCCGGGAGCAACAGGCACAGCGGCCUGAGGGCGGCGAAGGAGAGUAUUCCGAGCCUGACGAUGAUGACGACGACGAUGAGGAAGAGGACGACGACGACGAUGACCAAGAGCAGGAUGAUGAUGAACAUGGCCAAAAUGGGAAUGGCGCAGAGGACAUCGAGCAAACCGUCGGCGAUCACAGCAGUGCAGAUGACAAGGUCGACGUAGGUAUAGCAAAGCUGUCUGUUAAGGACGAGACCUGA
Messenger RNA from Neoarthrinium moseri, 1278 nucleotides. RefSeq lists its product as uncharacterized. Gene Ontology annotation, molecular function: protein serine/threonine kinase activity; ATP binding. Gene Ontology annotation, cellular component: nucleus; cytosol; preribosome, small subunit precursor. Gene Ontology annotation, biological process: protein phosphorylation; maturation of SSU-rRNA. The transcript has 2 exons. Lineage: Eukaryota; Fungi; Ascomycota; Sordariomycetes; Amphisphaeriales; Apiosporaceae. Bases 1 to 1278 code for a protein of 425 amino acids. The record is from RefSeq and is a predicted model, not a curated record.